This is a messenger RNA of Insectozyma verbasci, 1554 nucleotides long. NCBI's taxonomy places the organism in Eukaryota, Fungi, Ascomycota, Pichiomycetes, Serinales, Debaryomycetaceae. The record is from the annotation of a GenBank genome assembly.
AUGUCUACUUCAAAUUCAUUAAAUAAGUCAAAUUUUAUUACUAAUGCAAGUAAUACUGGUAAUAAAAUCGAGACGGAGAUACCGUCAAUUUUAAAUUCAACUCCAAAUCAAAUCAAUCAGUCAUCAGAAGUAACUAGCCAAUCUACAAUGAAGAAUAUUAAAGAUACUGAGUUUCAGUCUCAACUAGCUUCAAAAAAUUCAUUAACUUCAUCAACGUCAACUACCGUAUCUGUUUCAAAUGCACCUGAUGGUCAACAAUGUUCUAAUUGUGGUACUACAAAAACUCCAUUAUGGAGAAGAGCUCCAGAUGGUACCUUAAUAUGUAAUGCUUGUGGUUUAUAUUAUAGAUCAAAUAAUACUCAUCGUCCAGUUAAUUUAAAAAGACCUCCAAAUACAAUCACCAUUGUGAAAGAAAAAGAAGGAAGUUGUAAAGGUGAUGGAAGAUGCAAUGGAACUGGUGGUUCAGCUGCUUGUAAAGGUUGUCCUGCUUUUAAUAAUAGAAUAGUUGCUAAAAAACUGUUGGAAAAAUCGCCACCGCAAAAAUCUGCAACUUCAUCAAAUAAUCUAAAAAGAAGCAUUAAUGAAGAUCAUGAGAACUUAAUCAAAAACGAAGAUCUGAGAGGUGACAAUGAUAAUAAAAAUGACUUAGCAAUUGCUUGUUUUAAUUGUGGUACAACUAUAACUCCAUUAUGGAGAAGAGAUGAUGCUGGUAAUACAAUCUGUAAUGCUUGUGGAUUAUUUUAUAAAUUACAUGGAUCUCAUCGACCUAUUAAAAUGAAAAGAGCUACAAUAAAAAGAAGAAAAAGAAAUAUUGGUGAUAAUUCAACUAAAAAGGAAGAAAAAGGGGAAAUUGAUCAAAGUGUAUCUCCAGCUCCAUCAUCAUCAAAUACAGCAACAGCAACAGCGACAGCACCUCAGAAUCCACCUCAAAAUACAAAAUCAAUUACAAAUACUUCUCCAAAUACACCACCAGUUAUAAAUAAUAGACUACCUCCAAUACAAUUUUCGUCUUCAUUACCAUUUGGACAACAAACAAAUUCACCACCUUCGGGUACUUAUAACUAUUCAACACCACCUCCCCAACAGAUAAAUGUUUCACCAUCAAUACAACAGCAGCAGCAACAAAGACCAAUAUAUAUAAGUCAAUCAUUUUAUCCGCCUUAUAAUGGAAGUGGAAGAAUACCAAAUGGUCCAGGUCCUCUUCCUGGUCCACCACCACCUUAUUAUCAUCAAAUUAUACAACAACAACAACAAAUAAAUACACCUCAACAACAAUUACCUUCAUUAAUACCAUCACCACCAUCAAUAGAAUCAAAUAGUAUUAAAUUACCAUCAAUUAAUCAAAACAUAAAUAAAGGUGGUUGUUGUUCAAGUUGUAAAAAAGUCACAGCACCACCAGUUGCAAUUGAUUUUACAGCAACAUAUUCAAAAACUAAUUCAAUUUCAAAUGAAAAGUUAAUUAAUGAUUAUGAUUCAGAGAGUAAUUUGAAUAAACAUAGAAAUGAAAAAAAGAAAAACACGGCUUUAUCGAUUGGUGGAUUAUUGAAUAAUUGA